Staurois parvus is the source of this 483-nucleotide messenger RNA. The record is from the annotation of a GenBank genome assembly. NCBI's taxonomy places the organism in Eukaryota, Metazoa, Chordata, Amphibia, Anura, Ranidae.
CACUGAAAGGCAGCACUCAUACAUGGUACUGAUAGGUGGCACUGAUAGGCAGCACUGACUGGCACUGAUAUGUGGCACUGACUGGCACUGUUAGGUGGCACUGACUGGCACUGAUAGGUGGCACUAAUUGACAGCACUGAUAGGUGGCACUGACUGGCAUUGAUAGGUGGCACUGAUGGGUGACACUGAAAGGCAGAUCAGAUGGGCACUGAUAUGUGGCAUUGAUGUGCACUGGUAGGCACUGAAAUGUGGCACUGAUGGGCACUGGCAGGUGGCAUGGAUGAGCACAGACAGCUGGCACUGAUGGACACUGACAGGUGGCACUGCUGGGGCUACACAGAUCAUCAGGGCACACUGAUCAUCAGUGCCCUGAUGAUCAGUGUACAUGUCCCCUUUGAGGGAUGCCAAUUACCGGCUCUGCUCUCCUCUCAAGCUGUCAGCGUGACAGCUCGGACACAGUGCAACACUGAUCGCUGCACUGCU